Aspergillus alliaceus is the source of this 2610-nucleotide messenger RNA. RefSeq names its product nitrate reductase NiaD (gene niaD). The record is from RefSeq and is a predicted model, not a curated record. NCBI's taxonomy places the organism in Eukaryota, Fungi, Ascomycota, Eurotiomycetes, Eurotiales, Aspergillaceae. The transcript is spliced from 7 exons. Gene Ontology annotation, biological process: nitrate assimilation; nitric oxide biosynthetic process. The coding region runs from base 1 to 2610 and encodes 869 amino acids. Gene Ontology annotation, molecular function: nitrate reductase (NADPH) activity; molybdopterin cofactor binding; molybdenum ion binding.
AUGGCAACUAUCACGGAGGUUCAGACGGAGGCGCGCGCCCCAAAUGAUCUGCUCCUGAAGACGAGUCACAUUAGAAUCGAGAGCGAAGAGGUCCCAACGAAAGGCCUGGCCGAUAUUCCUUUGCCGCCACCACCACCGAAGCGGCCGACGGAGGUGCUGAGCGUAGAUAAAGGAACCCCAGACAGCCAUGUUCCUCGUGACCCUCGGCUCAUCAGAUUAACGGGCGUUCAUCCGUUUAAUGUCGAGCCACCUCUUACAGAUCUGUAUAAAGAAGGAUUCUUAACCUCGCCGGAGCUUUUCUAUGUCCGGAAUCACGGUCCAGUACCGCAUGUUAAAGAUGAGGACAUUCCUAACUGGGAAAUCAGUAUUGAAGGGCUGGUUGAAAACCCUUUGGUCCUGAACUUCCGAGAAAUAUUGCAGCAGUAUGAUCAAAUAACGGCGCCGAUCACCCUUGUAUGUGCGGGAAAUCGACGCAAAGAACAAAAUAUUGUGCGAAAAACCAAGGGCUUCUCUUGGGGAUCGGCUGGAUUGUCGACCGCCCUCUUCACGGGCCCGUUGAUGUCAGAUGUUCUGCGCAGCGCGAAACCCCUGCGUAGAGCGAAGUACGUCUGUAUGGAAGGAGCGGAUAAGUUGCCGAACGGCCACUACGGAACAUCUAUCAAACUAAAUUGGGCCCUGGAUCCCAAUAGGGGAAUCAUGCUUGCCCACAAAAUGAAUGGGGAAUCCCUCCGUCCAGACCAUGGUCGCCCGUUGAGGGCCGUCGUGCCUGGUCAAAUAGGAGGCCGGAGCGUGAAGUGGCUGAAGAGGCUGAUCUUGACCGAUGUACCGAGCGAUAACUGGUAUCAUAUUUAUGACAACCGCGUCUUACCAACAAUGGUCUCACCCGAGAUGGCUUCAAGCAACCCAAAUUGGUGGCGCGACGACCGAUACGCGAUCUAUGACCUAAACACAAAUUCUUCUGUUGUAUAUCCUGAGAACAACGAGGUCCUAGAUCUCUCUUCAGCGGGGCCGUCAUAUACUGUCAAGGGAUAUGCGUACGCGGGAGGGGGUCGCAGAGUUACCAGGGUGGAAAUAUCCCUAGACAAAGGCAAAUCUUGGAGAUUGGCGGAUAUCGAAUGUGCUGAAGACAAGUAUCGUGAUUUCGAAGGCGAGCUUUUCGGAGGGAAAGUGGAUAUGUAUUGGCGCGAGACUUGCUUCUGCUGGUGCUUCUGGUCUCUCAGCAUCCUCAUCCCGGAGCUUGAGGGCAGCGAUGCCAUUCUUGUAAGGGCCAUGGACGAAUCACUGAGCGUUCAGCCACGGGAUAUGUACUGGUCCGUUCUUGGAAUGAUGAACAAUCCUUGGUUCCGUGUCACAAUCACCAAGGAGAACGGGAACUUGAAAUUCGAACACCCAACCCAUCCCAGUAUGCCCACGGGUUGGAUGGAACGCGUUAAGAAGGACGGAGGGGAUCUGACAAACGGUAACUGGGGAGAAAGGUACGAAGGAGAGGAGCCGACAGAGCCAGUGCCCGUGCAGGAGAUCAAUAUGAAGAAAGACGGGCUUGACAGAACGAUCGGUCUUCAAGAAUUUAAGGAAAGUGCCAGCGAUAAAAAGCCAUGGUUCAUUGUGGAUGGCGAAGUGUAUGAUGGUACUGCAUUCCUUGAGGGCCACCCUGGUGGAGCACAGAGUAUUAUUUCCUCCGUUGGCCUUGAUGUCUCUGAGGAUUUCCUCGCGAUUCAUAGCGAGACCGCAAAAGCGAUGAUGCCGGAUUACCACAUUGGAACAAUGGACCAAGCAGGUUUGAAGGCACUCAAGGAUGAUACAUCAUCUCUGUCCGACGAAGUCCGCCCGGUCUUUCUCCAAUCACGGUUGUGGACAAAGGCAACGCUGAAAGAGAAAAGGGAUAUAUCAUGGGAUACACGGAUUUUUAGUUUCCGAUUAGAACACGACGAUCAAACAUUGGGUUUACCAGUCGGGCAGCAUCUCAUGAUAAAGGCUCUUGACACAAUGUCCAGCAAAGAACCCAUCAUUCGCUCGUACACCCCAAUCUCGGAAACAAGCCAGAAAGGAACCGUGGAUCUGCUGGUCAAGAUAUACUUCGCAACUGACGCCGCGGCAGGCGGUAAGAUGACGAUGGCCCUUGACAGACUGCCAUUGGGCUCUGUGGUCGAGUGUAAGGGUCCAACAGGCAGAUUUGAAUAUCUCGGUAAUGGACGAGUUCUCAUAAGUGGCAAGGAGCGCCAUGUUCGGUCGUUUAAAAUGAUUUGUGGAGGAACUGGGAUUACACCGAUUUUCCAGGUUCUGCGUGCCGUGAUCCAAGACCGAAAAGAUCCCACUUUAUGUGUUGUUCUUAAUGGAAAUAGACGAGAGGAGGAUAUCCUCUGCCGAGCCGAGCUCGAUGGAUUUAUGGCGCUCGAUAGUAAACGGUGUAACAUCAUACACACACUGUCGAAAGCACCAGACUCGUGGACUGGGCGCCGAGGACGCAUAUCCGAAGAUCUUCUCAAGGAAUAUGCAGGGCCUGAAGAUGAGAGCAUGGUACUUGUUUGUGGACCGCCAGCCAUGGAAGAAUCCGCUCGGAAGUCUCUCUUGAUGCAAGGAUGGAGAGAGUCGGACCUUCACUUCUUCUAA